Didymella exigua CBS 183.55 is the source of this 384-nucleotide messenger RNA. RefSeq lists its product as uncharacterized. The coding region runs from base 1 to 384 and encodes 127 amino acids. The transcript has a single exon. The record is from RefSeq and is a predicted model, not a curated record. Lineage: Eukaryota; Fungi; Ascomycota; Dothideomycetes; Pleosporales; Didymellaceae.
AUGGCAUCCACUCCCCUCAUCCUGACCCUCACCGUCCUGACCGCAACAAUCCUCAUCCUCCUCCUCCUCUGGGUCUUUAUCCGGUACACCAAAGACCGGCGCACGCGCGCACACUCACGUUCCCACUCUGCGGACCCGCAUCUCCACCUCGCUCAGCAUGCUGCCUAUGCUCCGGACGACGCGGAGAGCAACGUCCAUCUGCACUGCCAGUAUCAGCCCCAGGGCGCCCUGCAAGCUGCCGGCGGUGGUGUUGAACUUAAGACCGUGACGAGCGGGGAGGACGGGGAGAGGGCGGAGGCUUGGCUUAAGAGGGGCGCUAGUCGGGAUGAUGUUCGCACAGUUGGUGGGGAGGGCGGGGAGGGGCGGGGGGGAAGUAGAUGUUAA